Molecule: messenger RNA, 771 nt
Organism: Talaromyces atroroseus
Lineage: Eukaryota; Fungi; Ascomycota; Eurotiomycetes; Eurotiales; Trichocomaceae
Exons: 2
Coding region: 1-771 (256 amino acids)
Biological process (GO): regulation of transcription by RNA polymerase II
Cellular component (GO): nucleus
Molecular function (GO): RNA polymerase II cis-regulatory region sequence-specific DNA binding; DNA-binding transcription factor activity, RNA polymerase II-specific
Source: RefSeq, a predicted model, not a curated record
AUGUCGGGCUUUUAUCCUCAGCGACAACGUAUUACAGAAAAUGAAAUGGACGAGGAGAUGGCGCGUCAAUACUAUCAGAACAUGGGAUAUCAAGUGGUAUCUCCCAAUACGAUGCCUCAGCUAUCAACAAUGAUGCCGGGCCCAACAGGCUUUUUACCGACUGAGUCUAGCUAUCAGGCACCAUCGCCAGAGAGAUACUAUCAGAAUCCCUUUGGUCAAAUGCUAUCUCCUCCUUCAGCAGUUGCAAUACCGGGAUACCACCCUUCAUCAUACAAUGGAUACAUGUCCCAAAAUAUAACUCAAGGCGACAAUCCUCUCCCUCUUCAAAUAGGGGGUGUAGCCGGCAUGGAGAUGCAUCCUCAACCUCAGGGCUAUCAUCAUCCCUACCCCAGAAAUACAACAGUACAACGCCCUGCGUCUCCGUCUGACACUGGAGAUCUUGAAGAAUACGGCAUCCAAGAGCCAGAUGGCACAUGGCGUUGCAGAUACCCUAGCUGCUCAUCCAAGUCCGUCUUUACGCGAGCCUGCGACUUGCGAAAACACUUUAAUCGACAUAAUAAGUACCUCUUUUGCCGAUACGAUGGUUGUCCUCAAGCUACAGAGGGUGGAUUUUCGAGCAAAAAGGAUCGUGCUAGGCAUGAGGCAAAGCAUAACCCGCAAAUUCCCUGUGAAUGGGAAGGUUGCGAUCGAGUUUUCAGUCGCAUGGACAACAUGAAAGACCAUGUAUUCUUUCCAUACACACCCUUUGCUCAUGUGUUGUUCUUCUCUUGA